CGCGUGUCAUGUGAUCAGCGCGCGACCCUGUGUUGUGGAAGAUGGCGUGCUGUGGUGGUUGUUUGUGUUGUUGUAAUGAAGGAGAACCCAGAACACCAGAGGAGCUGACCAUACUGGGUGAAACCAGGGAUGAUGAUGAUGAUGAGAUAUUACCCAGAAAAGACUACGAGAGUUUGGAUUAUGACCGCUGUAUCAACGAGCCAUAUCUGGAGGUUUUGGAGGGCUUGGAUAAUAAGAAAGCUGGAAAGUAUGAAGCCAUAAAGUGGAUUGUGGUCUUUGCUAUCGGAGUAUCAACAGGACUGACUGGGCUGUUUGUGGAUUUCUUUGUGCGACUCUUCACACAGCUGAAGUUCAGUUUGGUUGGAGGAUCCGUAGAGGAAUGCAGUGAGAACGGAUGUCUGGCUCUGUCUUUACUGGAGCUGCUCGCUCUCAACAUGAUGUUCACAUUCAUCUCCAGUGUUCUGGUGCUCAUUGAGCCGGUGGCGGCCGGGUCUGGUAUCCCGGAGAUUAAAAGUUACCUGAACGGGGUGAAGAUUCCUGGCAUCGUGCGCCUGCGGACCUUCAUUUGUAAGGUCACAGGAGUCUUGUUUGCUGUGGCCGGAGGAUUGUUUGUUGGUAAAGAGGGACCGAUGAUCCACAGUGGAGCGAUUGUGGGGGCGGGGCUUCCUCAGUUUCAGAGCAUCACCUUCAAGAAGAUCCGCUGUCACUUUCCGUACUUCCGCAGUGACCGGGAUAAGAGGGAUUUUGUCUCUGCGGGGGCGGCGGCCGGAGUCGCGGCGGCUUUCGGUGCACCUAUAGGGGGCACCCUCUUCAGUCUGGAGGAGGGCUCGUCCUUCUGGAACCAGGCCCUCACGUGGAAAGUGCUCUUCUGCUCCAUGUCUGCCACUUUUACACUCAACUUCUUUCGUUCUGGGAUUAACUACAGUAAAUGGGGCUCCUUCCAGCUGCCCGGCCUGCUCAACUUUGGAGAGUUUAAGUGUCUAGAUGGAGAUAAGACGUGCCAUUUGUGGACAGCAGUAGAUUUGGCGUUUUUUGUGUUGAUGGGGGUGGCAGGAGGUCUGCUCGGCGCUCUCUUCAACUGCAUCAACAAACGACUCGCAAAAUACCGCAUGAAAAACGUUCAUCCCAAAGCAAGAUUCAUCAGGGUGUUGGAGAGUCUUCUGGUGUGUAUGGUCACCACUCUUGUCAUCUUCAUGUCCUCAAUGACUCUCGGGGAGUGUCGAGAUCUCGUCUCCCCUAUGACCAACACAACAUCACAGGAGGUGAACUCAACCAUCCGCCGUUUCUUCUGCUACAAUAACACAUAUAAUGACAUGGCCACGCUGUUCUUUAACCCUCAGGAGGUGGCCAUCCAUCAGCUCUUCCAUCAGAACGCGACCUUCAGUCCGGUCACCCUCUCGCUGUUCUUCGUGCUGUAUUUUUUUCUGAGCUGUUGGACGUACGGCGUGUCCGUCCCCAGCGGUCUGUUCGUGCCGUCUCUUCUCUGCGGGGCCUCACUCGGACGCUUGGUGGCCAACAUCCUCAAAAUAAACUUUCAUAUGCAAAUCUAUUCGGGCACUUUUGCUUUGAUUGGAGCAGCUGCCUUCCUGGGAGGCGUGGUCAGAAUGACAAUCAGCCUGACGGUUAUCCUGAUCGAAUCCACCAAUGAGAUCACUUAUGGACUGCCCAUUAUGAUAACACUGAUGGUGGCCAAAUGGACGGGAGAUUUCUUCAACAAGGGCAUUUAUGAUAUUCACAUCCACCUGAAAGGCGUUCCGCUGCUGGAGUGGGAAACUGAAGUCGAGAUGGACAAACUGACGGCCAGUGACAUCAUGGAGCCCAACCUGACGUACGUGUACCCUCACACCCGCAUUCAGUCUCUGGUGAGCAUCCUGAGGACCACCGUCUACCACGCCUUCCCUGUCCUCACCGAGAACCGAGACAACGAGAAGGACUUCAUGAAGGGAAACAUCCUCAUAAGCAACAACAUCAAAUUCAAGAAGAGCAGCGUGUUGACCCGAGCGGGCGAGCAGAGGAGGAGGUGUCAGUCUAUGAAGUCAUACCCAUCCAGUGAACUGCGUAACGUGUGCGAUGAGCGGGUGAGCGAGGAGCCGGCGGAGGAGGGACAGGACAUUCUUCAACAGAUGCUGGACAGAAGACAUGUACCGUAUCCAAACCUGUACCCCGAUCAGUCUCCCAGUGAGGAGUGGAGUAUGGAGGAGAGGUUCCGCCCGCUGACCUUUCACGGGCUCAUUCUGCGCUCACAGCUGGUCAAUUUACUGAUCCGCGGCGUCUGCUAUGCCGAGAACCAGUCGAGUGCCUCUCAGCCACGACUCUCUCAUUCAGAGAUGACGGAGGAUUACCCACGAUUCCCUGACAUCCACGAUCUUGAUCUGGCCCUUCUCAAUCCACACAUGAUAGUGGUAGAGCACACACUCCUCUUCACGUGUGUGUGUGUGUGCGUGCGUGCGUGCGCGCGCGCGCGCGCGUGCGUGUGUGUGUGUGUGCGUGUGUGUGUGGAAUUGUUCGUAAUGCACUCGUGUUGUGUUCAGGAUGUGACUCCGUACAUGAACCCGUGUCCGUACACCGUGUCUCCAAACACGCGUGUGUCUCAGGUGUUUAAUCUCUUUAGGACGAUGGGUCUCAGACACGUACCUGUGGUGAAUGCAGUAGGAGAGAUUGUUGGGAUGAUCACCAGACACAAUCUCACUCAUGAGUUUUUAGUUGCUAAACUCCGACAGCAUUACAUCACAAUCUAAUACAACACCCCUCGUGCUACAGCCAUUUACUGUGUGUGGAGCACCACAGUCCAUUACAUCAGCCCCCCCGCGCACGCACACGCGCAGACGCAGACACAGAUCUGUGCGUGACAGGUGAGAUGCCGGAAACACUUUUCCUUUCCGUCUUCAGACUCCUGAAUGUUUUCAGUUUGUGUGUAACGUUUGCUUUUGCACAAAGCGCUGCAGAAGAGGACCUGAAUCAUCCCGACAUUACACAAGCAAAUAUUACUGACCUCUGACCUCUUUUCACUAAACAUCCGUUAAUUCUGCUCAUGUUCAGAUUGUUUUAACAUUACAAUAUUUGUUUCAUGUUAAUGUUCAUGUCUAACCUAACAUUAUGGGUUUCAUUCCAGGCAUUUACAGCCAAGUCAAUCAAAUCAAUUGAAAAAAAAGAUUCGUUUGUUUGCAUAAAUGAAACGAGGGCUGUUUUAGGACCAUUCGUUUGUUUUAUUGUACUUUUGCAUGGUUUAACUGCAUUACGCUAAAGAGAAUUUGAGGCUGAAUAUUCAUAUUCAUUUGUUUUUUAAGCAAUAGUAAAAUAAGUUUUUUUUGUUAACAUUAGCUAGCAUGAACACUACUUCUACAGCAUUUAUUCAUCUUACUUCAUGUUCAUUUCAGCAUUUACUAAACAUUUUUAAGUUGUAGAUGUUAACAUUGGGUUAUGCUCAGUGAACUAACAUGUUGAUAUGAACAUAAACAAGGGUGAAUAAAUGCUGAAACGACUAUAAUGUUAACAAAUACAGUCUAUUGUCAAGUGUUACCCUUUUAAGAGUGAAAUAUUUGUUUAUUAUUUUGUGGCAUUAUGUGAGGAUCAUUUACAUUCCCUGAUGUUUGUCAGAGAUUCUCACGCUGUGUGUCAGUAGUAUUGAACAUUGAUGGGAAUAUAAAUACAGGGAUUGAACUGUAAUAGACAAGUUUGUUUGUCUCACGUAACAUGGGAUGCUGAUAUGAAUCUGAUAACACGGCCAGAUGUGCAUCUUCAUAUGACAGCAGAGUAAAACAGAGUUCUUUAUGUUUGUUUUGUUCAGUGUUAUGUUCUCUUUUCUUCUUAUUUGCUUUAUUUAAGAAAUUUCACUGUGAUUUUCCUAUGUGUUGCAAAUAAUGUUUUUAAUUUAUAUACGAUGAUGUAGGCCUAUAUUGCAGUAUUUUUAUUGCGAUGGAAAACUGUUAUUUCAGUUUUACUUGACUUGUGCAUAAUGAUGUAUGUUUUCCAGCAUACGGUUUCAUGUUUGAGCUUUUGUUAAUGUGAUUCAGAUGGAGACUAAACCACCAGCCGUCUGUUUUAAAAGCUUCAUAUGCAACUGACAUGUUAAAAUCGUCUACAAUGUACAAUGUAUACUGUCAAUGCACGUACUUGGAAUAAAAUGUGCACACUUGUAAAACUUGUGUUUAAAUGAAGAAAUGAAUUUUCAGUAUUUAAUGAAUGUAAUUUUACAUAAUAACGUUUAAGAUUGUUCAUUUUGAUGGAUUGAUGAUGGAUUGUAUAUAUUACAAUUGAGUGUUGUGUUAGAAAUGUAAUGCAAAUCUAAUCUAAGACCUUCAAGGACCGAUCAGAAACUAGUAUUUUAAUUUAUUAUGUCCUCAUAUGAUGCAUACAGUAAUAGGCAAUAACACAUUUACAAAUGAAAGCUGUUUUCUGAAAACCUUUGAAUUAUUUAAUAGUUUAUCAAUAAACAG
Molecule: messenger RNA, 4436 nt
Organism: Triplophysa rosa
Lineage: Eukaryota; Metazoa; Chordata; Actinopteri; Cypriniformes; Nemacheilidae
Gene: clcn6
Product: chloride channel 6
Exons: 22
Coding region: 42-2738 (898 amino acids)
Biological process (GO): chloride transport; transmembrane transport
Cellular component (GO): intracellular membrane-bounded organelle; lysosomal membrane
Molecular function (GO): voltage-gated chloride channel activity
Source: RefSeq, a predicted model, not a curated record